Molecule: messenger RNA, 615 nt
Organism: Fusarium subglutinans
Lineage: Eukaryota; Fungi; Ascomycota; Sordariomycetes; Hypocreales; Nectriaceae
Product: f-box domain protein
Exons: 3
Coding region: 1-615 (204 amino acids)
Molecular function (GO): protein binding
Source: RefSeq, a predicted model, not a curated record
AUGCUGGCCCCGUUGGCCGAGCAUUUGAACCUGAGCUCAAUCGCCCUUCAUAUUCCCACCAGAAGAAAACGGCUCCCCAACGAUGUGCAGAGGCUCAUUUUCUCGAACCUGGACUAUCAGUCUCUCAUCUUCCUAUCCAUGGUGAACCGACACUUUCAUCGGACAGUAGACCCCCAACGCAUGGCAACACUACCAGACAAGUUUGAAUUGGUCAUGAGAGCAGCAAAGGACUUCCCACAACAUUGGGCCAGCGAGAAAAAGAAAGAUCAGAGACCCGGAAACCUAGAGUGCUACUGGUGCUUCCGUGUACGGAGUCCGCAACACUUUGAUGUGUUACAAGCCAACACGGCCUACUUUGACCCACAAGGCCGAUUGGUACCGGAGCAGGAGGCGGGACCUCAAGACCGGUUUGUGCCCCUCCGCCGCUUCUGUAUCGGAUGUGGAGUAAAGGCUGGACUUCACGCACCAUCUGACUGCAUCGUGACAAGAACAGGCCUGGACCUCUGGACUGCUCUUCAACUUGUCCACUGCGGCCCAAAAGGAGGUGGUGUGGCUGUGACUAUUCGUCUGCGCGACCCCAGCAUUGUGUCCUAUUGCAUCAGGGAAUCUAGGUGA